GCUCGGGCCAGGUGUGGGCUUGGUGGCUGGUUACCGCCUUUUGCACCAGUGGCGGCUAGGAGGGGGGGUGGGCGCGCUUUCUUUUCUUUUUAGAAAGAAGGUUUGAGCCCAGGUUUCCCCUGCCGCCCUACCUCGCCGCCUCCCGACCCCCCCUUUCCCCCCUCCCCACCUAUCGUCAUGACGGCGUCUCCCGACUACUUGGUGGUGCUUUUUGGGAUCACCGCUGGGGCCACCGGGGCCAAGCUGGGCUCGGAUGAGAAGGAGCUGAUCCUGCUGGUGUGGAAAGUGGUGGAUCUGGCCAAUAGGAAGGUCGGACAGUUGCACGAAGUACUAGUCAGACCGGAUCAGUUGGAACUGACCGAGGAUUGCAAAGAAGAAACCAAGAUCGACGCCGAGAGCCUGGCGUCCGCGCCGCAGCUGGACCAAGCCCUCCGACAGUUUAACCAGUCAGUGAGCAAUGAACUGAAUAUUGGGGUAGGGACUUCCUUCUGUCUCUGUACUGAUGGGCAGCUUCAUGUCAGGCAAAUCCUACAUCCUGAGGCUUCCAAGAAGAAUGUAUUAUUGCCUGAAUGCUUCUAUUCGUUUUUUGAUCUUCGAAAAGAAUUUAAGAAAUGUUGCCCUGGUUCACCUGAUAUUGACAAAUUGGAUGUUGCAGCAAUGACAGAGUAUUUAAAUUUUGAGAAAAACAGUUCUGUCUCUCGAUAUGGAGCUUCUCAAGUUGAAGAUAUGGGGAAUAUAAUUCUAGCAAUGAUUUCAGAUCCUUAUAAUCACAGGUUUUCAGAUCCAGAGAGAGUAAAUUACAAAUUUGAAAGUGGCACUUGCAGCAAGAUGGAGCUCAUUGAUGACAACACCGUGGUCAGGGCUCGAGGUCUACCCUGGCAGUCUUCGGAUCAAGAUAUUGCAAGAUUUUUCAAAGGACUCAAUAUUGCCAAGGGAGGUGCUGCACUUUGUCUGAAUGCUCAAGGCCGAAGGAAUGGAGAAGCUCUGGUUAGGUUUGUAAGUGAAGAGCACAGAGACCUUGCACUGCAAAGGCACAAGCAUCACAUGGGGACGCGGUAUAUUGAGGUUUACAAAGCCACAGGUGAAGAUUUUCUUAAGAUUGCUGGUGGUACAUCAAAUGAGGUAGCUCAGUUUCUCUCCAAGGAAAAUCAAGUCAUUGUCCGAAUGAGGGGUCUCCCUUUCACGGCCACAGCUGAGGAAGUGGUGACUUUCUUUGGACAGCAUUGCCCCAUCACUGGGGGGAAGGAAGGCAUCCUCUUUGUCACCUACCCCGAUGGCAGGCCAACAGGGGAUGCUUUUGUCCUAUUUGCUUGUGAGGAGUAUGCACAGAAUGCAUUGAGGAAGCACAAAGACUUACUGGGUAAAAGAUACAUCGAACUCUUCAGAAGCACAGCAGCUGAAGUUCAGCAGGUGCUGAAUCGAUUUUCCUCGGCCCCUCUCAUUCCACUUCCAACCCCUCCUAUUAUUCCAGUACUACCUCAGCAAUUUGUGUCUCCUACAAAUAUUAGAGACUGUAUACGCCUUCGAGGUCUUCCCUAUGCAGCCACAAUUGAGGACAUUCUGGACUUCUUGGGGGAAUUCUCCACAGAUAUUCGAACUCAUGGGGUUCACAUGGUAUUGAAUCAUCAGGGCCGCCCAUCAGGAGAUGCCUUUAUCCAGAUGAAGUCUGCCGACAGAGCAUUUAUGGCUGCACAGAAGUGUCAUAAAAAAACCAUGAAGGACAGAUAUGUUGAAGUCUUUCAGUGUUCAGCUGAGGAGAUGAACUUUGUGUUAAUGGGGGGCACUUUAAAUCGAAAUGGCUUAUCCCCACCGCCAUGUAAGUUACCAUGCUUGUCUCCUCCCUCCUACACAUUUCCAGCUCCUGCAGCAGUAAUUCCUACGGAAGCUGCCAUUUAUCAGCCCUCUGUGCUUUUAAGUCCACGAGCUCUCCAGCCUUCCACAGCAUACUAUCCAGCGGGCACUCAGCUCUUCAUGAACUACACGGCGUACUACCCCAGCCCCCCAGGUUCGCCUAAUAGUCUUGGCUACUUCCCUACAGCUGCUAAUCUUAGCGGUGUCCCUCCACAGCCUGGCACGGUGGUCAGAAUGCAGGGCCUGGCCUACAAUACUGGAGUUAAGGAAAUUCUUAACUUCUUCCAAGGUUACCAGUAUGCAACCGAGGAUGGACUUGUACACACAAGUGACCAGGCCAGGACUCUACCCAAAGAAUGGGUUUGUAUUUAAGGGCCCCAGCAGUUAGACCAUCCUCAGAAAAGAAGUGUUUGAAAGAUGUAUGGUGAUCCUGAUACAAGACAGACACAAGAAAACGUCUAGCAACUUCAGGGGAAGUUUAUCUGUACUCAGGCUGCAGUAUUUUCAGCAAAAAUGAUUGGAUAAGGGUCCGUGCCCUAUCUUUUGGUGGAGUGAAAAAUUUGGAGCCAAUGAACCAAAUCCUUAGGAAGCAGCAUAUCUGGCUCCUUGCUGAUUGCAAAUAGGCAUUUGUAAUGUGAAUUUGAAAUCAGAUGGCACCACUACUUCCAGCUAAAGUGGCAUCAUAGGCAUUUCCUAAGAUUUAAGUAAUAUGGGGGGGGGGAAUCUACUUACACCAGUAGAGUCUGCCCUCUUGUUAUGAACUCUUAUUAUAGAAGCUUUAUUUUUGAGUUUUCCCACUCUUUUCUUGCCAUCUCUUUGUCUUCUGCACAAUCAUGCCCUCUUGCUAAAUAAGUAAUUCAAGAAUAUGGUCUUGAAAUACUUAAAUCAUAAAUUCAUGAAAAGAAAUAAAACUAUAAUAUU
Elephantulus edwardii (Cape elephant shrew) is the source of this 2772-nucleotide messenger RNA. RefSeq names its product epithelial splicing regulatory protein 1 (gene ESRP1). The transcript is spliced from 16 exons. Gene Ontology annotation, biological process: regulation of RNA splicing. Bases 178 to 2223 code for a protein of 681 amino acids. NCBI's taxonomy places the organism in Eukaryota, Metazoa, Chordata, Mammalia, Macroscelidea, Macroscelididae. Gene Ontology annotation, cellular component: nucleoplasm; ribonucleoprotein complex. The record is from RefSeq and is a predicted model, not a curated record. Gene Ontology annotation, molecular function: mRNA binding.